Myiozetetes cayanensis is the source of this 1901-nucleotide messenger RNA. Its product is annotated as gastrula zinc finger protein XlCGF7.1-like. Gene Ontology annotation, molecular function: RNA polymerase II cis-regulatory region sequence-specific DNA binding; DNA-binding transcription factor activity, RNA polymerase II-specific. Gene Ontology annotation, biological process: regulation of transcription by RNA polymerase II. The coding region runs from base 624 to 1424 and encodes 266 amino acids. The record is from RefSeq and is a predicted model, not a curated record. NCBI's taxonomy places the organism in Eukaryota, Metazoa, Chordata, Aves, Passeriformes, Tyrannidae. The transcript is spliced from 4 exons.
AAGGGGUUUGAGAGUCCUGACUUGGUCCUGCUGCCCCUUGAGCACCUCCAGCUCCUGCAGGACCAGCGUUUCUUUGCUCCCUACAGGGUGGUUCCCACUCAAAGAGUGGAACCUCGAGGCAGCAGGAUGUGCACAUUGCUCCCAUUUUCCUACAGUGGGAAGGGGCUGCAGGGAAUGCUUCCCCUGCUCCUGCAAAUCUGCCAAAACCUGCAGGGCAUCCGUGCCUCGGUCUGGGAACCACGGCGGGGUUGGAUCAAGGGGUGCCCUUGAUGAUCUGGGAGGUCUUUUCCAACCCGUCUGAUUCUGGGAUUCUCUGGGUGCCAUUGCCAGGGCAGCACAUGCUGGAGGUUCUGUCCACAGGGGAUAGAUGUGUCUGUGCAGACAGAGAGACAAGGUUCCUGUCCUGGAGAGCAGGCCCUGAGGUGCCCCUGAGCAAUGGCCCGGAGGUGAGCCCAGAGCUGUCCCUGAGGUGGCCCUGAGAAGAAGUGGAAGGCAGAGGUGGUGCUGAGGCAGGAGAGCCCCGUGCUGGGGAAGAGGCUGAGCUGGGAGUGCCCAGCAGCGAGAAGGUGCUGUGUCCAUGCCCUGUGUGCCAGCAGGAUUUGUCCUUCCCAAAGCUUGGGCAGAUGGAGGAGGAGGCUGCGAGGAAGAUGCCGCGAGCCCCCCAGGCAGGCCCUGAGCUGAGGACAGAGAGCACGGAGGACAAAUCCCCCCGGCAGAGCCUGGUGGGAGAGGCCGUUUUGAAGGGCUCCCCGGCGCAGGAAGGCAGCGGGGAGGAAAAGACCCAGAGGUUCUCCCAGAGGAGGGGCUACAAAGCCAGCCCAGGGAGCUCUGAGGAGGAAAGACCCAUCCUGUGCCGGGAAGGCGGCCGGAGCUUGGGCCAGAGCUCCGAGCUGGUGGUCCCUGAGCAGCCUCCCAGCAGGGAGAAGCCCUUCAGGUGCUUGGAAUGUGGGAAGAGCUUCAGGCAGAGCUGCACCCUCCUCAGGCACCAGAUCAUCCACACUGGGGAACGACCCUACACGUGUAGAGAAUGUGGGAAGAGCUUCAGGCAGAGGUCUGACCUGAUCCGACACCAGCACAUCCACACUGGAGAACGGCCCUACACAUGUGGGGAAUGUGGGAAGAGCUUCAGUGACAGCUCCACCCUCCGCACCCACCAGGGCAUCCACACUGGGGAACGGCCCUACACGUGUAGGGAAUGUGGGAAGAGGUUUCAGCGCAGCUCAACUCUCGUCAGGCAUGAGCAGACACACACGGGGGAGAGGCCCUUCCGCUGCACCGACUGCGGGAAGGGCUUCAACCAGAACUGCACCCUUGUCAACCACCGGCGUAUCCACACCGGGGAGAGGCCCUACAAGUGUGGGGAGUGUGGGAAGAGCUUCAGCCAGAGCUCUACCUUGAUCUCACACCAACGGACCCACCAGUAAGGCAAGCCCUAUGAAUGCCCUGACUGCGGGAAGAGCUUCGGCCGCUGCUCCCACCCUGAAUGACCCCCCUGAUGUUGAGGCAACCCCUGGAGUCCAGUGACUGUCAGUCCAUCCCUUUCUACCAGAAAGGGCCAGUCCCUUUCCCAGGGGCAGGUUGUGCCAACAGAACCCUUCUUGGGGGGUGUGUGGAGAUUCCUGCCUUGGCUGGGACCCCCCAAGGUCACUGCUGGAGGUUGAGAGCAGAGAUCUUCACCCGAGCGUUGGUCUGGAGGAGUUCCAUCCCUCUCUAAUUCAUAAUUCUUGCUUUGGUGCCAGCUUGAGUAGAAUUGCUUCAACAAUUGCUUUAGUGUAGAGCACUGUCCUAUCUUAUGCUGUCCUACUGGUAGUUUUAGUGUUUCUAUUGUGCAGUAAAUAAUUCUGAUGAAGAUCUUUUGUCUGAUCAUUUGUAACCCUAAAUAAUUCAUUUCUAUCAAUAGA